CAAGACAUGGCCAUGUUCUUGCUUGUCAGUUGUUUUGCCCUUGUGGCUUCUACAUUGGGGUGUGGGGUACCUGCUAUCAAGCCCCAAGUGAGCGGAUACAACAAGAUUGUAAAUGGGCAGAACGCUGUGUCUGGGUCCUGGCCUUGGCAGGUUUCACUUCAGGAUGGGAGAGGAUUCCACUUCUGUGGAGGAUCCCUGAUCAACCAGUACUGGGUUGUCACUGCUGCUCACUGUCGUGUGUCUGCUCAAACCCACCGUGUGAUCCUAGGAGAACAUGAUCGUCAGUCCAACAGUGAGCAAAUUCAGGUCAAGUCCAUUUACAGGGCCAUCACUCACCCCUACUACAACGCCCAGAACUUCAACAAUGACAUCACCCUUCUGAAGCUGUCCUCCCCAGUUCAGAUGACAUCCCGUGUGUCUCCUGUGUGCCUGGCCUCCUCCAGCACCAACAUCCCCGCUGGAACCAGAUGUGUCACCACUGGGUGGGGCAAGACCGGCCAAACCUCAACCCCCCGCUACCUCCAGCAGACUGCCCUGCCUCUGCUCAGCCCUGCUCAGUGCAAGCAGCACUGGGGUAACAAAAUCUCUGAAGCCAUGAUCUGUGCUGGUGCUUCUGGAGUGUCCUCCUGUCAGGGUGACUCUGGUGGCCCUCUGGUCUGUCAGAACAGUGGAGUGUGGUCCCUUGUGGGUAUUGUGUCCUGGGGAACACCUAACUGCAACGUGUACAGCCCUGCUGUGUAUUCACGUGUGUCCUACCUGCGCAGCUGGGUCGACCAGACUGUUGCUUCCAACUAAAGUGCAAACACAAAACAUUUGCAAUAUAAAUGCAUGUUUUCCCAUUUCCCAUGAUUCUAUACAGCACCAAUAUUAGCUGUUGAAUUGCAACC
This is a messenger RNA of Perca flavescens (yellow perch), 887 nucleotides long. RefSeq names its product chymotrypsin-like protease CTRL-1. Gene Ontology annotation, biological process: proteolysis. NCBI's taxonomy places the organism in Eukaryota, Metazoa, Chordata, Actinopteri, Perciformes, Percidae. The transcript is spliced from 7 exons. The record is from RefSeq and is a predicted model, not a curated record. Bases 7 to 795 code for a protein of 262 amino acids. Gene Ontology annotation, molecular function: serine-type endopeptidase activity.